Lodderomyces margitis is the source of this 2868-nucleotide messenger RNA. RefSeq names its product retromer subunit (gene VPS35). Bases 1 to 2868 code for a protein of 955 amino acids. Gene Ontology annotation, biological process: retrograde transport, endosome to Golgi; intracellular protein transport. The transcript has a single exon. The record is from RefSeq and is a predicted model, not a curated record. Gene Ontology annotation, cellular component: retromer complex; retromer, cargo-selective complex; late endosome. NCBI's taxonomy places the organism in Eukaryota, Fungi, Ascomycota, Pichiomycetes, Serinales, Debaryomycetaceae.
AUGAUUAGCAAAUCCGAACAAGAAGCAGUUCUCAAUAGAUGUGUCAAUAACAUCAAGCACCAACUGAAGUUAAUGAGGACAAAUCUUGAUGAAUAUAAAUUACUACCAGCUUUAAAGAAUUGUUCAAAUUUUCUAAACGAAUUACGUGUUAGUCAAUUGAGUCCCAAGCAGUACUAUGAGAUCUAUAUCAUGGUUUUUGAUUCCUUGGAGGUGCUCAGUGGAUAUUUGGUUAGCAGUGAUCCACAACGUAAGAAAAAGACUCGAGAGGAAAAUGGCGACCACAAGGACAGCAACUGCAGUGACGAGGACAAUGACGAGACAGUGUCUUCGGCUAAAACAAAUGCAUUUCUUGCUGAUUUGUACGAAAUUGUUCAGUAUUCCGGUAACAUUGUCCCUCGAUUAUACAUGAUGAUCGUAGUGGGUACUACAUAUAUGGCAUUAAAAGGAGCACCAACAAAAGAUUUAAUGAAGGACAUGAUUGAAAUGUGUCAUGGAGUACAACACCCAAUUCGAGGACUAUUUUUGCGAUACUAUUUGUCACAACGUACUAAAAAUUCAUUGCCAUUUCUGACAAAGUUGGAUUUCAACGAAACUGUUGAUUUCCUAAUUGGCAAUUUUAUUGAAAUGAACAAGUUGUGGGUACGAUUACAACAUCAGGGCCAUUCUUCUGAACGCGAAUUACGUUAUAAUGAGCGUAAAGAAUUAAAGAUUCUCGUUGGAUCGAAUCUUGUUCGAUUAAGUCAAAUCAUUGAUGAUUAUGAUGCUGAAGCUGCUGGCGAUGCCGAAUUUUCAGCAGUUUCAUUUUAUGAAGACAAGGUGUUUCCUACAAUUACUGAACAAAUCAUCCAAUGUCGAGAUCAUUUGGCCCAAACGUAUCUUGUUGAUGUUUUGAUCCAGAUUUUUCCCGAUGAGUUUCAUUUUGCUACUUUGGAAAAGUUGUUGAAUCAAGUAUUUGUUAAUUUACAUCCGUUGUUGAAUAAAAGUGAGUUGGUGAAUACAUUGAUUGAGAAAUUCAUCACCUAUUAUAAAUUCACCGAUGAUUCGUCAAGCGCUCCCAAUGGCGAUGGCUCUACUGAUAAACUGGCUAUUGAUGUAACUUCCUUAUUCAAUACCUUUUGGCAGUUUUAUCUCAAUUUAAAUGAAUCUGAGUCUGAUUUAUCUUUACAAGAACAUGCAAAGCUACUUGAAUCAUUCAUCAAGUUAUCUCUAACUUUUGAUCCGUCCAGUUUUGAAAACUUGGAUGUGGUGUACAAGUAUGCUGCUGAACAUUUAAUCAAUGAUGAAGAUGAGCAAGAACAGCAAUUGUUGGUUCAACUACUUGGUGAAUCAAUCAAACACUUUACAUCGAUCAAGACCAUCUUGACCUUGAAGAAUUAUUUUACAUUUUUCAACAAAUUGAAUCCAAAUUUGCAAAAGCAAGUUGCAAUGGCAAUUAUUGAUCAGAUCUUGGCAACACUGGAGGAAUUGCAAGGAGCGGAUGAAGAGGGUGAAGAAGAAGAAAAGGAGUAUUACACCACUGUGAAUGAAAUUGAUGGUGUGUUCAAGUACAUGCUGAUAUUGAUUAAACAGACACCAACUAAUUUGGAUACCGCUCAAGAUUUAGGAAUUACUAAAAGCGUUAGUAUUAACAAUGGGGAAAAGUUGGCAACAUUGGAAUUUCUUGAAACACAAGAAAAACUAAACAAAUUGAUACAAUUGAUUGAUAAUCCUCGAGAUCCAAAACUGGUGAUCAGUAAUCUAUUUUAUUUACGGAAAAAGUAUUUGAAUAAGAAUUUCCAAAGUUUUAUAUUCACUUAUCCGACAUUAAUCGAUAGGAUAUUAUUUAAAUUGAAACUUGUGGGGUACGUCAACUUGCAAAAGCAAAGACAGUUGAAAGAUCAAAAACAAGAGCUCACUGAUGGCGAUGAUUCUCAUGAUGAAGUAAAUCGGUUCCUUGUGUCCAAUUUCAAGAAUUUAUCCGUGAUUAUUGAAGAAAUGUACCAGAUACAUGCUGAAUAUUCCUCGGAACUAAUAUUGAGAAAGUAUCUUGAUGUGGCUAUGGUAUCAGAUCAGUUAAAAUUGAAUUCGAUUACGGUGGAAGUUUUCAAUCAAUGCUAUAUAAUCUAUGAAGAACGGUUGAUUAUAUUAUCGCAUCAAAACAAGUACAGUCAAGGGAAAACUUUUGAUGGGUUAAGUGGCGGUUCAAUUGCGUUGCAAUCUAUUCUAUCCAUUGCUAAUAUAUUGAUUAGGACAAGACAUUUGGUCAGAAAUGACUAUGAAGAGUUGAUUGUUAAAUUGACGUUGUAUGGAAGUAAAUUGUUGAAGAAGCAAGAUGGGUGUCGAGCCAUUUCUGCUUGUGCUCAUUUAUUUUGGUGGAAUGAAAAUUUAUUACCGUUGAAUGAGGAAUCACCCACUGUAAAGGAAGAAGAUGGAGAAGAGGGGACCGAUGAGAAAGAGGAAGACAAAGAAAAGACAAAGAAUGAGAAGCAAAAAGAAGGUAAAACUCAAGAAGAAAGUGAAGAUGAAAAUGAAGAUGAAGCAUCACCACCUAAACCCAUGUUGUAUCGUGAACCUAAACGAGUACUUGAGUGUAUUCAAAAAUCACUUCGACUUGCUGAUUCAAUAAUAGAUCCAUACAUCAGUCUUCAAUUGUUUAUUGAGAUUUUAAAUCAAGCAUUAAUUUUCCAUACUUAUGGCAAUGAUUUAAUUGAUACAAAGUUUAUUAGUGGGUUGAUCAAUCUCGUGAGGACUAAUAUGGAUAACUUGCGUGAUCAAAAUGGUGAUGAUGCUGGUGUUGAUGAGGGUGAAGAGGAUGUUGAAACGAAAUUGUUUAAACAAAGUCAAUUGUUCUUCAACCAAACUUUACAACAGAUUAAUCUUUAUGGAUGA